This is a messenger RNA of Schistosoma mattheei, 289 nucleotides long. The record is from the annotation of a GenBank genome assembly. NCBI's taxonomy places the organism in Eukaryota, Metazoa, Platyhelminthes, Trematoda, Strigeidida, Schistosomatidae.
CAAAUUAUUCGCUGUCAAAUGGUCACUUCAGAAGAAUGCAAAUUCUGGUGAUGUAACAGGUCAAGUAACUUACAUGAUAUAUCCGAAUGGGAAGAUGUCUAUUUACUUUGAGAAUAUACCCAAGCCAACUGAUGAAAGCAAUUUACAGUCGUGGAUUAAUUAUCAACACCAUUGUAUAGAUGAAACAACGAGCAAGUCCAUGUUAGAACCGUACAAUCGAAUUAACGUUCCAGUAAACUUGAUCAAACAUCGUACUUUGGUGGAGUUUGAACCGAAUACAGGUAUGUAA